Sardina pilchardus (European sardine) is the source of this 2974-nucleotide messenger RNA. Its product is annotated as UDP-glucuronosyltransferase 2A1-like. Bases 286 to 1941 code for a protein of 551 amino acids. Lineage: Eukaryota; Metazoa; Chordata; Actinopteri; Clupeiformes; Clupeidae. The transcript is spliced from 7 exons. Gene Ontology annotation, molecular function: glucuronosyltransferase activity. The record is from RefSeq and is a predicted model, not a curated record.
UGAAGCCCUGUUGGCAUCUCAACUCGUGCUGCUCUGAAGCCAUGCUCAGGUGGUUACGCAUUCAGCCAUGCUAGGUUUAUGUUAGUGUUGUUUGUGGAUGUCAUUAGUUUACCUGUUUUGUGGACGUGUGAAUUUGCCUGCCGAUGCUCUCCUCUUAUGUUUUGGAUCUCUGGAUCUGCCUCACCUCUCUUGAAUUUGGAGUCCGCCGCAACUCCACCACACCCCUUUGCCUCACCGGCUUUGACAACCCCUGCUCAAAGUUCAUGCUACUCACUAAGUAAAUAAAUGAUUCCACUGAACGGAUCACGCCCUACAGUUCAACAUCAUUGUUUUCAACCAGUUGGAUUUGUCACCAUGAGAGGACAGUGUGUUUUUCUUGUGCUUUUUGCACUAUGCAUUGUCCCUACAGUAAAUGGUGGGAAUAUCUUGGUCUGGCACACUGAAGGAAGUCACUGGAUUAACGUGAAGCCUGUGCUGGACACACUGAUUGACAGGGGCCACAAUGUCACCAUGCUGUUUCACAACGCCUCAAUAUUCAUCGAUCCCAAGGAACACGCACAGUACAACUACCACCUUUUUAAUGUCUCGAUGUCAAUGUCUGAAAUGAAGGACUGUUUUGAAGACUUCUUGCAUUUUUUUAUGUAUGAAGUUCACAGCGGGAACUAUGUGAAGUUGUAUUGGAGGCUCUAUGAACUCAUGGAGCGAAAUACGGCUGUUGGCCUUAAAUUGUGUGAUGGCGUUCUGCGGUCAGAAGCUCUCAUGGAGAAACUGAAGAAGGGCAAAUAUGACCUUGUGUUCGCAGAUCCUAUUUAUCCCUGCAGUGAGCUGGUAGCUGAGAUUCUGCACAUACCAUUCGUGUACUCCCUGCGUUUCUCAAUAGCCAACACCAUGGAGAGACUCUGUGGAAUGCUGCCUGCUCCACCAUCAUAUGUUCCCGGCACUAUGGUCAAACUGACCGACAAGAUGACCCUCCUUGAAAGAGUCAUUAAUGUAGUCUUCUAUCUGGUGCAGGACACAACACUGGGCCUCACGUGGAGACGUUAUGAUCAAUAUUACACUGAAAUUUUGGGGAAUGCCACCUCUUUCUGUAAGCUAAUGGGCAAAGCUGACCUCUGGUUGAUGCGGACUUACUGGGACUUUAAUUAUCCCCACCCCAUCCUUCCUAACUUCAAAUAUGUUGGAGGAAUUCACUGUAAACCUGCCAAACCCCUACCAAAGGACAUGGAGGAGUUUGUUCAGAGCUCUGGGGGUAAUGGCAUUGUGGUGUUCACUUUGGGAUCAAUGAUCGCCAACCUCACCAAAGAGAAGAGCAACAUCAUUGCCUCUGCCUUGGGGCAAAUCCCACAGAAGGUGUUGUGGAGGUACAAAGGAGAGAAACCAGAGACUCUGGCUCCAAACACCAGACUCUAUGAAUGGAUCCCACAGAACGACCUGCUGGGGCACCCCAAAACCAGGGCUUUUGUCACCCACGGUGGGACCAAUGGGUUGUAUGAGGCCAUAUAUCAUGGUGUUCCCAUGGUGGGCAUUCCACUGUUUGGUGACCAACCAGACAACAUGGUGCACAUGAAAGCCAAAGGAGCCGCUGUCAUCAUGGACUACAACACCAUGCAGACCAGAGACCUUGUGGACGGACUGAAGACUGUCAUCAAUGAUCCAUCGUAUAAGGCGAGUGCCAUGAAACUGUCCAAAAUCCACCAUGACAGACCAGAGUCUCCAAGAGAUGAGGCCGUGUUUUGGAUAGAACAUGUGAUGCGGCAAAAGGGGGCGGGGCACCUAAGAGUAGAAGCCCAUAACCUCACUUGGUACGAGUACCACUGUCUUGAUGCAUUCGCGAUUCUGAUUGGAAUAGUCCUACUGAUUCUCUUUAUGGUUUACAAAACUUGCAAGGUUUGUUUCAGGAGGUGCUGUUCAAGGUCAAAUAAAAAAAACAAACAAGAGUGAAUACAUUUGAUUUGCAUUUGGUUUGCAUUUUCUCAGGGUAUUUGGGGAGUUUUAAAACCAGAAUAGCAGCUGCACUGUUCGUACCUUUUGUUUACUUAACCUUUUAUUUACUCAAGCUUUUAUUUACUUAAGUUUUCUUGAGCUGUUAUUAAGGGCUGUUUUUCUCUUGUCAUCUAAAUUAUUGUUUUUUUUUUUUAAGCCAUUCCAUCAGCUUCCCUCCCGAAAUACCUUUGACAUUGAUCACUUCCCUUGAAGUUGUCCUCCAUUCUCCUCAAAGACAGGCAGCCUAAAUUGACAUAGAAAUAGAGGAAAACCACAUGCACAUAUUUUAAUGCCUUUACUAAGACCUUAACACAAGAAUUUUCAGAUCCAAACAUUUAUUGAUGUAUGCUACACGUUUAGCGAGGUCUGAUCAAACACAGAAUACUUUGUGUUAAUCAUCUCAUCAGCAACUUUAACACCACAAUAAUGCACAUUGCAAACAAGAGCUUGGUCACUUGGUCACACCAAUGCUGCAACGGUUACUUCCCUGUGCUUUCUGCAGCAGUCACGAUGGGUGCGGCUGUGUUAGAGUGGUGUUGUAGCCUGGCUAAUGGCAGACCUCAUCUCAUUUAGAUUUAGAUGAGGUCUGGGAACCAGAUAUUACUUUUCUCGUAUUUGAGACGUGGUUUACGAAUGCCCAGAGCCAUCUAUUGGGUGCUAUGAAUGUCUCUUAAAUACGUCUGUAUGUAGCUCAUAGGCAGUCGUAUCAAUCGUAAUCGCGGCGCAUCUAUGUCGUCACCAUCUUGCUGUCCCCCCCAUUCUGUGAUUGGUUCCUUCGCUGAAGUGAGAAUCGGGUCCAUAUUAUCCAGCGCAAAAGAAAUCACGCACAAGGCAUCAUGGGUAUACUCAGGCUAGUGGUGUGGUAGCUUUUGGUCCUGCUGCUAUGUCGCGCACGCACGCACGCACGCACACACGCAUGAAUGGUAUUUGCACUGCAUAUGUUUGCUUUUUAAAUUUGUUUUAAAUGUAUUUUGUAUCUCUAAUAGUAUAA